AUGAAAUAUUAUUUGUUAAUAAUUUUAUUAAUAACAAUAGUAUAUUCAAUUCUUGAGAAUAUAAUAGAUAAAGAAUAUAUUACACUUUUUUAUCAAGUAAAUGAAUCUUACAUUUCCAAAUAUAUAUUCAAAGAAAAAAAUGUAGAUAUUUUUGAAUACAACUACAAUUGUAAUAUUGAUGGUGAUUUAAGGAUGUGUAAUUUAACUACUGAUAACAAUUUUAAAUUUCAUGCUUUCGGAAGUGAACAAACUGAAAAAAAAACAGCAGAUGGUAUACAGUUUCCAGGGAUUUUUUCAAAUAUCUUACCAAUUUUUGAACCAGAAUUAAAACCAGAAACUAAAGGAGGUAGUUUUCAAUCCAAUAUUACAUAUUUUUUAUUAACAACAAAUCAGAACGCUCUUUUCCAAAAUGAUUAUGAAAAAAUCGAUUUUUUGAUAUCUCCAAAUGGAAAAAACGGUUCUGAAUAUUUAAUGAUUUUUCCAAGUGGUUGUGGAUUUUUUAAAAUUUUUGGUCUUUCGUUUGUUUAUAAUUCAUCAUACCAAAAUCCAUAUAUAGAAAAAGUAGAAAUAAAUAAAAAAACUGUGACACUAAUUGGCUCUAAUUUCUGUACUGAAAUGUAUCCAAAAGAAAUUUUAAUCAACAAUCAAAAAAUUAAAAAUGAACAAAUUAUUAAAAAUGAUCAUGAAUAUAUUGAAUUUAUUUUUGAAUAUUCAGAAUUCUUUUGUACUUCAUUUACAAUUCAAUUAAUUGCAAGUAAAGUACCUUCAAAUAAAAUGGAUUUAGUAUAUCCUCCAGUAUUAAAUUCAAUUAAUAGUAUUCCAAGAAACAAAAAUGCUACAAUUAAUAUCAAUGGAGAAAGAUUAACAUCGAAUUCUUCAAUUAUUAUAGCAGAGGUUAAAAUAGGAGAUUACCCAUGUUCAAUUAUUACACUUUCACCAAAUAAUAUUACUUGUUAUAUGGCUCAUAGAAUUUUAGAUAACAACUUACCAGUUACCGUAAACAUAGAUGGUAUUACCAACCAAAACAAAAUAUAUUUCAACUAUGACUCAACGCUUAUUUCAUCUUAUAGUAUUUCCAAUGGUGUCUUGACAAUAUAUGGCCAAUGUCUUGGUGAAGUAGGAUCAGUAACUAUAUUUAAUGAUAAAAUCCCAAUUAGUUUACAAAACCUUCAAAUUAAUGAUAAUGAGACUGUUAUGUCAUUCACCAUUCCAGAAGCAAUGUCCUAUAUUAAUAUAUCGGUGAAAUCUUAUGAAAAACAAUCAAACAGUUAUUUUAUUGGCUUAUCAUUCAUAACUAAGUUUGUUACUCAACCAAUGGUAAAUGGAUCAAAUUGCAUUGUUAAAUUUUUUAAUUCAAGUUAUGAUGAAAAUAAAGAAAAUCCGAUACUAUCAAUCUAUUCAGAUUUUGGUGAUGAAUUUAAAUCAACGGGAACACUCAUUGGUAAAAAUUCAAAUGAUUUAGAUUAUUCGUUUUUCAUUGUGCCAGGUUGUGGUAAAAAAGGUUACAAUAUAAAUUUUGAAAAUAAAUCAUACCAAUCAACAUUUAAUUAUAAAAAACCAAUUAUAGAAUCAUGUUACACAAAGGAUGAAUUCAUAAUCUGUACUGGUGAAUUUAACAAUUAUGGCUUUUAUAAUAAUACAUUUAUUACAUUCUCGAACCAAUCACUUUCUCCAAUAAAAAUAAGUUCCAAUGAAAUUACAACCAAAAAGGAACCAUAUUUUACAAGUGACCUAAUUACAAUCUGUUGUUGUGGUAUUAUUUCUGAUCCAUAUGAAUUAACCAUUAAACCUACCAUUAAGGGUGCAAUUUCAAAACCAUUUGAUAAUAAUGGUAGUAUAGUGUUUAUAGAUGGAGAAAAUUUUCAUUCAAAACAAAAUGUUUCUCUUGAAUGUGGUAAUUAUAAAUUUGGUUGUACAUAUUUAAAUCAUUCUUCUUUUUCAUGUGAUUCCACAUGUCAAAGUGAAGAUUACUUUUGUCCUCAUGUUGAACAAUGCAUUAUUAAUUCAAUGGAUCAAUCAAUUAGUUUUAAUAUAACAUUUAAUGGACCAACAAUAAAUAAAGUUGGCACAAUAAGCAAUUAUCAAAAGGACCAUUGGGUAUUAGCUCUAUCCGGUUUCAAUUUUUAUCCACUAAAAACAAGUCUCAUAAUUGAUGGCCAGAAAAGAUGCACAAUAUCAUAUAGUUUUUCAACAGAAAUAGGUUGUGCAAUUGCAAAUGAUAUAUUGCUAAAUUUCUUUUUACCUAGAAUAAACUCAACAUUUGAAAUUAAUGUCACUUCAAAUCAAAUAGUUCAUAUCUCUAGGUAUAAUUUAAUAUUCCAAAAUAUUUCAGAAAAAGAAUAUAUAUAUAUCAACAAUAACACCAAAUCUCAAGAAGAAAGUUCUCGAGUAGAUUGGAAAAAAAUUGUAAUAUCAUUAGUUACAAUAAUUUUUGCACCACUAUUAUUUAUUUUUUUAAUUAUUUUCUUUAAAAUACCAGAACGUUUCUUUAUGUCAAUUAAAAGGGAAAGAAUAAUUGAAAAUGUAGAAAACAAUCAUUCUACAAAAGGAGAUGAAUAUUUACAAACGAGGGAAGUUUAUAAUAAUCAAAGAAUGAUUUUUUUGGAUAUGUAUGACAAUAUUAUAAUGGCUGAAGAUCCAUUAAGAAUUCCAAAAAAUAAUAACCUUAGAAAUAGAAAUUCCAAAAAUAAAAAUAAUAACAACAAUGAUUUAGCUUGUUCAUCAAUUAAUAAUAGUAGUGAUAGUAACAGUAACACUAUCAUUAAUAGUAAUAAUAACAACAAUAAUACUAUCGGCGAUGUUGCUUUUUCAUCAAAUAAUAAAAUCAAUAAUAAUAAUAUUAGUAAUAAUAAUAACAAUGAUGUAGCUUGCUCAUCAAAUAAUAAUAAAACCAAUUAUAAUAAUAAUAAUAUUAGUAAUAAUAAUAACAAUAAUGUAGCUUGCUCAUCAAUUAAUAAUAAAACCAAUAAUAAUAAUAUUAGUAAUAAUAAUAACAAUGAUGUUGCUUGCUCAUCAAAUAAUAAUAAAAUCAAUAAUAAUAAUAUUAGUAAUAAUAAAAACAAUGAUGUAGCUUGCUCGUCAAAUAAUAAUAAAAUCAAUAAUAAUAAUAUUAGUAAUAAUAAUAACAAAGAUGUAGCUUGCUCAUCAAAUAAUAAUAAAAUCAAUAAUAAUAAUAAUAUUAGUAAUAAUAAUAAAAAUGAUGUAGCUUGCUCAUCAAAUAAUAAUAAAACCAAUAAUGAUUUAGCUCGUUCAUCAAUUAAUAAUAAUAAAACCAAUAAUAUUAAUAGUAGUAAUAAUAACAACAAUAAUACUAUCGGUGAUGUUGCUUGCUCAUCAAAUAAUAAUAAUAAAAUCAAUAAUAAUAAUUAG
Messenger RNA from Dictyostelium discoideum AX4, 3369 nucleotides. RefSeq names its product IPT/TIG domain-containing protein (gene tgrH1). NCBI's taxonomy places the organism in Eukaryota, Evosea, Eumycetozoa, Dictyosteliales, Dictyosteliaceae. The transcript is spliced from 2 exons. Bases 1 to 3369 code for a protein of 1122 amino acids. Gene Ontology annotation, cellular component: membrane. The record is from RefSeq and is a predicted model, not a curated record.